AAGGAAUCUCUAAACACUCACCAGAUGACAGUCCUCCUACCUCAGAUUGCAGGCGGAGAACCGGUGCUUUCCCAAUCCUCUGUGGCAUGCUGAUAGAUGUCGGACUGGUUUUUAAAGAGAUCGCAGAUCAUCAGAUCAACUUUAAACUGAGUGGUAUCUAAGGACGCGCAGCAGGUCAGACACAACACAUUUGAUCAGUAGCCUAAUGGACUCCAAGGACAAUGAACGUGUUUUACUCCUUGAAGAAGAGGUGAAGAGUUUAUCUGAGGAGCUUGCUCAAUGCCAGGCAGACAAGGAGUUUGUGUGGUCACUUUGGAAGCGGCUUCAAGUGGCUAAUCCAGACCUCACUCAAGCAGUGAGUCUUGUAGUGGAAAGAGAGAAGCAGAAAGCUGAGAACAAGGACAGGAAAGUUCUGGAGAUUCUUCAAGCAAAAGACUACAGAAUCCAAGAGCUGGAGCAGAAAGUGACGGCACAAGAGCAGGUGAUAAACAACCAAGUCCAGCGGUUGCGUGGCAGCGAGGAGGAGUGUGGUCUAAUGAAGAAGGAGCUGGCAGCUCUGCAACACAGACUGGGGAAUAAGAGUCGACAACUUAAGGAAGCGAGGAAGCAGGCCGAGGAGAGCAAGAAGGAGGACAGAUGUGCCCUACAGGAAGCAAGGCACCAAUUAGACGCCCAGCGCUCGGCCUCACAGGCAGAGCUGGAGAGGUUGCGGGACCAAGAGACCGUCAGCUGUGCCAGAGUCAAGAAAUUGGAAGAGGAAGUGUUCAAGUGCAGACAGGAAGUGCUGGAGGCCCAGAGUCGCUCGGCUGCGUUGUCCCUACAGCUUUCCUCUGUAGAACAGAAAGUCACUGACAAAGAACAACAGCUCUGUCAACUGAAGCAGGAGCUGCAGGAUCUGCAGUGUUUGUACAGGCAGAGCGUCGAACAUGCAGGGGAACAGGCACAACUUAUUCAGCAGCUGGAGGGGCUUAACCUGGACACGCAAUGAGUUCUGCGCAGCCAAGAAGUGGCCCACGCGGCAGAUGCCGUCUCGUACCAGAAGCUCUACAGCGAGCUGAGCAUGUCAUAUCAGGCCCUCCGGCACAGCAAAGAGCAGCUCUGCCAGCGGGAAGCAGCCCUCUGCACGCAGCUCAGCCAAAGAGAUCAGCAUGUCCAAGAACUCCAGGCACAGCUGCAGAGUUUCACAGCGGCUGUAGGGCACCGUGAGGAGGCUGGCCACAAGCAGGGUAAUCCAUCUUUACCCCACUUGCAUGCACACGAAGAGCAGCUGUCGGUGGACACUAGAACCACCAGAGACCUAAAGACACAGCAGGGAUCCACAUCUUCGUCUCCAAGUGGCAGGAGCAGCGCUGACGGAACAGCCAGACAAGAGCAAAAGAUUCAGCGACUGCAGGAUUUGCUCGCGCUUAAGGUGAAGACUAAACACUGCCUUUUUUCUGCCUUUGCCAUUCUCUUUGAAGACCUCUUAGGAGAUUGA
This is a messenger RNA of Triplophysa rosa, 1477 nucleotides long. RefSeq names its product centlein, centrosomal protein (gene cntln). The transcript has 12 exons. Lineage: Eukaryota; Metazoa; Chordata; Actinopteri; Cypriniformes; Nemacheilidae. Gene Ontology annotation, cellular component: centriole; centrosome. Gene Ontology annotation, biological process: protein localization to organelle; centriole-centriole cohesion. The record is from RefSeq and is a predicted model, not a curated record.